UGCUGCUGCUCCCCCACCCUCCUGCCCGCUUCCUCGCAUUCACUCCCUCCUCAUCCUCCCUGCUCGGUCGCUGCUCAGCCCGCUGGGUCCGUGUGUAGUCUGUUCUGGAGCUGCAGGGUUCGGUACCGGCACUGAUUUACUGAUUUCAGUCCGCAGCAGACACAAGAGGAACCACAGGAAGCGGCUCGCUCUCCGACUUUCUGAAAUUAACAAAAAGAGACGUGGGAUUGGCCAAAGAUAACAUCACUGCAUCACUCGCGGACAGCGGAGACCGUGCUGCAACCAAGAACGACGACGUGACCGGCCAACAGACGCAUCGAACCGGGAGAUAGAUGGCUGACAAGCAGAUCAGUUUGCCUGCCAAAUUGAUCAAUGGGGGGGUUGCUGGCCUAAUUGGAGUGACCUGCGUGUUUCCCAUCGACCUGGCUAAGACCCGCCUGCAGAACCAGCAGCAUGGAUCCCGCCUUUACACCAGCUUGUACGAGAGGUUUUGUCUUCAACUCGUUCCACUUGAUCGCUUGUCAGACGGCGCUUUAUUAACACGUCCUCUUUUCUGGGGGGGUUUCAGGUCAGACUGCCUUAUUAAGACCAUCCGGUCAGAAGGGUACUUUGGGAUGUACCGAGGAGCUGCGGUGAACUUGACGCUAGUCACGCCGGAGAAAGCCAUCAAACUGGCCGCCAACGACUUCUUCAGGCAUCACUUCUCCAAGGACGGGAAACUCACCCUGGUGAAGGAGAUGAUGGCUGGGUGCGGGGCGGGGACGUGCCAGGUUAUUGUAACCACUCCUAUGGAGAUGUUGAAAAUCCAGCUCCAGGACGCAGGAAGGAUUGCUGCGCAGCGGAAACUCAUGCCAGAGACGGUGCCGGCAGGAACGGUGGAGACGAAGUCUCCGACGGCCAUGCAGCUCACCAGAGAGCUACUGAGGGAAAAGGGCAUUGCUGGGCUUUAUAAAGGCCUCGGCGCCACAUUGCUCAGGGAUGUUCCUUUCUCCAUCAUCUAUUUCCCUCUCUUUGCCAACCUGAAUAACUUGGGGAAAAGGGGCGCAGAAGGUCCAGCUCCUUUCUACGUGUCGUUUUUAUCCGGCUGCCUUGCAGGGAGCACGGCGGCGGUCGCCGUCAACCCUGUUGAUGUAAUAAAGACUAGGUUGCAGUCGCUGAACCGAGGGAGCACAGAAGACACGUACAGCGGCGUGAGCGACUGUAUCAGGAAAAUCCUGCGCAACGAGGGUCCGUCUGCCUUCCUGAAAGGAGCCUACUGUCGAGCCCUGGUCAUCGCGCCUCUUUUUGGCAUCGCACAGGUCAUCUACUUCCUGGGCGUGGGUGAAUUUAUCCUCAGCUUUGUGCCCAAAAAAGACAACUAAGGAGAAUCUCCUUUUUUGCCUUUCCCUCCAUGAUGCGUCGGAUCAACUGCACGAGGAUUUCAUCUUACUCCAAAUGAAGUUUUUGGUGAUCACCUGGUAUAUGUUUUUAAUGUGUUGUGUUGAAUGUUUGAGGGGUUCAGGAGGGAGCCUUUGUUUUCCGAGCUGCCUGAAGUGGCACGCUAAACUCCAGUUAGCAGGCUCAGCGAGCUCUCUGGAAAUCAAGCCACAAAUAUCAGUUCAAAAUCUUUAUUACUACAUUUAAUUGCUUUUUUUUAUUUCCUUUUAAACAUGAUUGUCAAAGUUUCAAAGUAGAUGUACCGCUCUUGGCUGCUGCACAUCUACGAGACCUACAGUACUGUAUUUGUUAGCUGUUGUUAGUCGUAGAGACUCCCUUGAUGAUUUAUUUUAAUCAGAGUCACUAACUUAUAUUGAAAAUUAAAAGCACAGCUCAUGUUAAGAAAAUACUGCUGCAAUACCCCCCAUCAUACUACAGUUUUCCAGACAGUUAAAGAGAAAAUUCAUAAAACUAGAGGAAAUACAGCGUAUGAGCCGGUUGUGAUCCAUCACAAUCCUGUGAUCUUUCCUGAGGAGCCACUUCCCCUAACGUAAGUGGCUGUAAUGAAGACCGAGCAGACUUUGAUUGCCUCGGCUCUUUAAGUAGAUCAGCCUCCCUUCCAUAUUCAGCGCUACCACAAUGGGUCGACUGUUUUGCUUCCCUGAAAGACGGCUCUGUGUCCUGGUUGGCCACUGAAGUCACAGCGAGCGAUAUUUUAACAUCAUUAUCUGCUACGAACGACAAUCAUCGUUGACUAGUGGGGCAAGAAAAGGGGCUGCUGCAGGUCUCUGUGGGUCAGACCUGGUCCACGCGAGGCCUCGCCUCCACCAGUGACGCAGCAGCGGGCGUGUUGGCAUCCCUCAUCGGGCUGCAGCGCCAAGUGCGUGUGAAGCAGCAGAUCCCGGCCACGUGUCGUUCUUUCUGGACCCAGAAGGCGUCAGAUGCAGGAUUGUUGGACAUCAUUGUCCCACACUUGCAGAUGCAGUCAUCUAUUGUGGAGCGAGCGCGUCUACGCGGCUUUUAUCCCCUAUGAUUAUUUUUGUUUACAGCUCAUGCUUGACUGCUGUGUCCCAACUUGAAUUUGGUGGCACGGCCCAAAGAGCCAAUGAAAAACCUCUGUUUAUCCCAAAAAAUCCAACUUUUGUGUCCUCAGUGUUAUAUGAUUUAAGAAAAAAACCAACAUCUCUGCUAUUUUUGCUUAGUUUUUAGUCUUUUGUUUGCUUUAAACUGCCAGAGAUAAGAGCCCUGGCGUAUCUCGCAUCUGUCACAGCAGUACUGAAGUCCUGCCGCCGGUCUGUCAGAGAUCAAGGUGACUUUGAUGUGUGAUAUCCAAUCACAUUCCUCCCUUGCUCCCACGGCUCUUUAGCUGUUCUCGUGCAGCUUUUCAGUGGAUAUCAUUUGUGGGAGUGAGCUUUAUUUAUCAAUGUUCCUUUCUUGAGGCGGUAUAGCACUAUAUAUUUGUAUGUGUCGUUUGUUUUUUUUGGUGUCAAAUUGUCCACCUUGACUUUAUUGUACAGUUACAGAUGAUAUGAACUUUGUUUUAGGAUUUAUUGUUUUGUACAUGAUGGCUUAUUUGCACACCUACCUCUCCCUUCUCCUUUCUGUUCAUGUUGUGGUGGUUUGUUGUCAUGACGAUGUGGGCCUGUCAGAUGAAGGAACAGAGAUGCAAGAGCAUCGUUUAAAGUGAAAUGCAACAUAUAACUCUUCUUUUCUAACCGUAUGCGGAGGAGACGCUAGUGUAGACAGUUUUAUGGUGGUGCCAUUCUUCCUCAGCUAUCGGUUAGUUUCUAACUUUAUAAUUAAAAGACCAAACAAGGAAUCUUAAGGCUUUUAAGUGAAAUUGACAUUAAUUGUAAUUUAGAUUUCACUUGUGGCCCUGAAAUAGAUCCGUCUGUGUGAACGGUAGUUCUUCCACGAGGCGGCUGCGCCACGACCACGCGAGUGCUUGGCAGCGCUGUAAUUGUCUUAACUGGCUGCAGGUCAGGGAGGGGGCCGCCGGCGCCCACUCCGGCCCUGGACGGCCCCGGUCACAUGGCACAAACACCUGCUCAGACCUGCUUUCUGAAUUAUUUUUCGUGUGUUGACAUUCCGACUUACUCCCACGUACGCCGUUGUCGUGCUCACAAUGCCUUUUGUUGUGUCGUUGAGAUUAUUACCCCCCCCCAUGCCUCAUGCCGAUUAUUUUUACCUGACUUUUGGUUGAAUCUUGAAAAUGUUGUGCAAGUCUUUUCGUUUUUACUUGGCUGUGGAUCUUCGCCGACCUCGUGCAUCCGGUUGCGUUCGUGCGUCUGACUGUCGUGUCGCCGUCGUGUGGUGAUCAGAGUGACGCUGCCGUAUCCUUCUCUUUGGUUGUUGCCCCCGCCUGCUCUCUCCCUCUGUGUACUUGUCACGGUCCUCUGCCAAGUGCUGAUCCAGCAUCUGCCCCCCGGGUGCGGGUCAGUGCGGACGACCUCCCGAAACACCAAAUGUUUGACUUUAGAGUGUAUACAAUCAAAGAAAGCACAAAGGACUAGUAGGCAUAAACGACCACACGGCCCUCUCUCGGCACCCUGGGGAACCACGUCCGUGGGAAAUGCACAUCUGCUGGUUCGUACAUGUUUAUUAAAACAUUUGUUGCUUUAAAUGAGCUUUUAGUCAUAUUUAUCCAUCUCUGUAAGACCAAAGGGCUGAGACGACGGGCCGUGUCCGAGAGCCACAUGAUGGGCCGUUUCCCAUCAGCAGUUAGCCACAAAAUGUAUAUGACUUACAUAUUCUAUAUGAAUCUGAAAAAAGAAUGUAACUUAGAUAUGAUGAAAUGUAUGAUUAUAGUGGAGAGUCUAUUAAAUUUUAAUCUUAACACUUGUGCUUUACACAUUCACUGAAAAAUUCAUGAACCAGCUCACUGAUAUGCAAUAAGCAGAGAAAAGAUGGGCAUCACUCAGCACAUCCAGUCCAUCACGACAUCACACAAUGACUUGUAUGACCAAUGCAAGUGGGGAGCCUGGAGGCCUUUCCGGGGUCUGAGUUCUCCUCAGGCCCCCCGUUUCUCUUCCUCCAGGAGGAAUUGUGCAAUAAAGCACUUUAAAACAAGGACCCCUGCCCUGCUGUGCAUCAAUGAAGUCUCUCUAUGACGUAGAGGGUGUUUAUGGGUGUGUGUGUGGUGAAUGACACAGUUGUUCUGGACAUGAUUUGCAAUGCAAUGGGAAAAAAAGUAUAUAUAUAUAAAUAUUGUGUUUUCUGUCACAGUUUGCUGUUCAAUAAACUGUCCUUCGCCUAA
Messenger RNA from Cololabis saira (Pacific saury), 4672 nucleotides. It is a transcript of the gene slc25a22a, whose product is annotated as solute carrier family 25 member 22a. Gene Ontology annotation, molecular function: L-glutamate transmembrane transporter activity; L-aspartate transmembrane transporter activity. Gene Ontology annotation, biological process: malate-aspartate shuttle; aspartate transmembrane transport; L-glutamate transmembrane transport. Lineage: Eukaryota; Metazoa; Chordata; Actinopteri; Beloniformes; Belonidae. Bases 333 to 1361 code for a protein of 342 amino acids. The transcript is spliced from 10 exons. The record is from RefSeq and is a predicted model, not a curated record.